Drosophila eugracilis is the source of this 8240-nucleotide messenger RNA. RefSeq names its product protein sevenless (gene sev). NCBI's taxonomy places the organism in Eukaryota, Metazoa, Arthropoda, Insecta, Diptera, Drosophilidae. Gene Ontology annotation, cellular component: signaling receptor complex; membrane. Gene Ontology annotation, molecular function: ATP binding; transmembrane receptor protein tyrosine kinase activity; protein binding. The record is from RefSeq and is a predicted model, not a curated record. Gene Ontology annotation, biological process: positive regulation of kinase activity; protein phosphorylation; cell surface receptor protein tyrosine kinase signaling pathway. Bases 502 to 8109 code for a protein of 2535 amino acids. The transcript is spliced from 12 exons.
UGCGCAGUACGUAACGCUCAUAUUUUUCAGAUAUCUGCGACAUUUCGUCGAGUGAGUUGUGCUCUUGUUCUCUUGGAUAUAAAUUCACUUUAAUACACUCAAAUCAUAAUGGUUACAUAUGCUUUUUUGAUCUCUUAAUACCCUUCUUCUUCCCGGAGCUCCUAAUAUAUGACUGUUUUUUUUUUUCACGUGCAAAGUGCUGUGGUGUGUGUGUGAAGUAGCUUUUGAGUUGGGGCAACCAAAUGCAACAAUAAAAUGCAAUUAAGCUGCUCAAAUCAACAAUAAAUUGAAUUAAAGCGCGUCAACAGCGCUUAACUACUUCAGCGACAACAGCGACUGAAGCGCGAGCUGAGCGAAAUGUGGUUUCGAUUUCAGUCAAAUGCGGCGCUAAAAUGUAACUUCCACCAAAGAAACCAACGAUAAUCGAUAAACGAUAGAAAAAAAUUGAAAGCCAAUUAAAGAAAUCGCAAGGGGUGAAGUUCGAUUGUUGUUCCCGCUUCGAUGACUAUGUUUUGGCACCAAAAUGUAGAUCAACAGCCGGAUCAACGGGACUCAGCAAAACAGCCAAAGAGUUCAGCUCCCACAAAGAGACUGAAUAUCAGCUUUAAUGUAAAGAUCGCGGUGAAUGUGAAUACCAAGAUGUCCACCACUUAUAUCAACCACCAGGCUCCUUAUUCCCAUUCCCCAAAUGGUUCGCCCAGCAAGAUUGUUGUCCGUCAGCAGAGCAGAAGCUUCGAUCUCCGCCAGCAACUGGCACGUUUGGGUCGCCAAAUGGCCAGCGGUCAGGAUGGCCACGGUGGCAUAUCCACUAUCCUCAUCAUCAAUCUCCUCCUGCUGAUUCUUCUUUCGAUCUGCUGCGAUGUCUGUCGAUCCCACAACUAUUCGGUACAUCAGAGUCCCGAGCCCGUAACCAAGGACCAAAUAGGCCUGCUCCGUCCCAAACUGGAUAGCGAUGUCGUGGAAAAGGUUGCCAUCUGGCACAAACAUGCCGCCGCCGAUCCGCCCAGCAUUGUCGAGGGCAUCGCCAUUAGUAGCAGACCCCGGGCUCCCCCAUCUUCAGCGGAUUCACAUUCGGAACGGGAUUUGCCGGAGGAACUGCAUGGUGUUGACGAGCGAGUCGUCCUUGAACGGGUUACACGGGAUUGUGUCCAGCGAUGUAUUGUUGAGGAGGAUCUGUUUCUGGACGAGUUUGGGAUACAAUGUGACAAGGCGGACAACGGGGAGAAGUGCUACAAAACACGCUGCGCCAAGGGCUGCGCCCAAUGGUAUCGAGCCCUCAAGGAGCUGGAGCCGUGCCACGAGGCCUGCAUGUCUCUUCAGUUCUACCCUUUCGACAUGCCCUGCAUCGGAGCCUGUGAGAUGGCCCAGCGAGACUAUUGGCACCUUCAGCGACUAGCCAUUAGCUACUUGGUGGAACUAACCCAGCCGCAGCUGGAGCGGGCUCCGCGGUCAGACGGACAGACCACGCCGCUUACUAUUCGCUGGGCAAUGCAUUUUCCGGAACACUACCUGUCCAGUCGGCCCUUUAACAUCCAGUACCAGUACGUAGAUCAUCACGGAGAGGAACAGGAUCUGGAGCAGGAAGACCAGGCUGGGGGUUCCAGCGCCUGGUUUAAUCUAGCUGACUACGACUGUGAUGAGUACUUCGUUUGUGAGAUCCUCGAAGCCCUCAUACCGUACACCCAGUAUAGGUUCCGCUUCGAGUUGCCAUUUGGCGAGAACGGAGACGACGUACUCUACUCCCCAGCCACGCCCGCCUAUCAAACACCUCCCGAGGGCGCACCCAUUUCGGCUCCGGUUAUCGAGCACUUUUUGAGUCUGGACGACAGUCAUCUGGCAGUCCACUGGCAUCCUGGUCGUUUCACCAAUGGACCCGUCGAGGGAUACCACCUGCGCCUUAGCUCCUUCGAGGGCAACCGAACAAUUGAGCAGCUGGUUCCAGCUGGGCGUGGAAGUUUCAUCUUUUCCCAGCUUCAGUCGGGCACCAACUAUACAUUAGAACUGACGAUGAUCAAUAAGCAGGGUGAGGGUCCGAUAGCCAAGGGGUUUGCAGAAACGCAUCCCGCCCGAAAUGAUAGGCCUGUAAAGGAUUUAACCGAAGGUAUCCUUUUGGCCGGACGAAGGGCUGUGCUUUGGCAAUCUCUAGAGCCAGCAGGGGAGAGUUCAAUGAUAUAUCAGUCGCAAGAGGAACUAGCUGAUAUCGCCUGGUCAAGGCAAGAGCAACAAUUGUGGCUACUUGAUGUCCAUGGUGAAUUGCGAACCUUGAAAUUUGAGUCAGGACAGAUGAUGAGCCCGGCCCAGAAGCUAAAGCUGGAUCUGGGUAACAUCUCCAGUGGGCGUUUAGUACCCCGCAGGCUGAGCUUUGACUGGCUGCAUCAUCGACUCUAUUUUGCCAUGGAGUCGCUAGAUCGAAAUCAAUCAAAGUUCCAGAUAAUUAGAACGGAUUUGGAGGGCGGAGCAGCUGAAGAAUCGGGGAAAUCCUUCGAUCUGCCGGUUGAGCAGCUAGAAGUUGAUGCCCUGAAUGGCUAUAUAUUCUGGAGGAAUGAGGAAGCCCUGUGGCGUCAGGAUUUGCAUGGUCGAAUGGCCUAUCGCCUGUUGAGGAUCAGGCAGCCGGGUUGGUUUAUUGUGCAGCCCCAACACUUCUUCAUCCGCCUAAUGUUGCCGCAGGAAGGGAAAUUCCUGGAGAUUAGCUUCGAUGGUGGUUACAAGCAUCCAUUGCCGCUUCCACAGCAUCCGACUGGAACUGGAGCUUCAUCCUCCGUCUGGCAGACCUUUGCUCUCCUAGGUCGAUACUUGCUUCUUCCAGAGGUUGGUCAACUAAUCCUGGUGGAUCAAAAGAAUCAGGGAGCUAGUGCUUCCUGGCCUUUAAGGAACUUACCCGACUGCUGGGCCAUGAUUCUCUUGGUGCCUGAAAGUCAACCUCUGACCAAUGUCGGAGGCAGACCCCAUAGUUUAAAGGCCUUGUUGGGAUCUCAGGCUGCGAAGAUCUCAUGGAAGGAGCCAGAACGCAAUCCGUAUCAGUCUGCAGAUGCCGCUCGCAACUGGAGCUACGAACUGGAAGUUCUUGACGUGGCCAGUCAAAGUGCCUUUAACAUCCGAAAUAUUGGUGGACCCUUCUUUGGCUUGCAGCGUUUGCAACCGGACAAUCUCUACCAGCUGCGCGUGAGGGCCAUAAAUGCGGAUGGAGAACCAGGAGGAUGGACUGCCCCACUGGCUGCCCGCACGUGGCCACUAGGUCCUCAUCGGCUGAGAUGGUCAAGCCGAGAGGGAAAGCUGCUCCAGACCGACGAACUCGGCGAGGGUUUGCAUGUGCAGCAGGAACGUUUGGAGCGCCUACCGGGACCCAUGACCAUGGUGAACGAAAGCGUUGGAUACUAUGUAAGUGGCCAGGGACUGUUGCAUUGCAUCAAUCUAGUGCACAGCCAGUGGGGAUGUCCGAUCUCGGAGCCAUUGCAUCACGUUGGAUCGGUAACCUAUGACUGGCGGGGCGGAAGAGUCUACUGGACGGACCUGGCUAGGAACUGUGUGAUGCGUAUGGAUCCAUGGUCGGGCAGCCGGGAAUUGCUGCCCAUCUUCGAGGCCCGCUCUCUGGCAUUCGAUUCACGUCACGGUCACCUGUACUAUGCAACCAGCACACAUCUUUCCCGCCACGGAUCCACCCCGGACGAAGCUGUUUCCUAUUAUCGAGCCAAUGGACUGGAGGGUAGCAUCGCCUCUUUUGUUUUGGACAUCCAUCAGGAUGAGCUCUAUUGGUUGGUGGUUGGUUCUGGCGCUUUACGUCUCUAUCGAUCUCCCUUGAUCCCUAGCAGUGAUACGGUGAAGUUGAUUCACCAAAUGAAAGGCCUCCAAGCUAUUCCCCAGAGUUUACAACUCCUGAGACCAUUGGGUGCACUUCUCUGGUUGGAGCGCAGUGGCAGGAGGGCUCGUUUGGUACGCUUGGCUGCUCCUGAAGAUGUUAUGGAGAUACCGACUCCGGAAGAAGCCUCUCCGGCUUCCGCCUUGCAGUUGUUGGAUCAGCAACCACUUCCAUCGCCGGAUGAGGGGGUUAUUCCCUUGAUCGUGACUCCGGACACCGUACGUUUGGACGACGGGCAUUGGGAUGAUUUCCAUGUUAGAUGGCAACCUUCGACAUCCGGUGGUAACCAUAGUGUCUCAUAUCGUCUGCUCUUAGAGUUCGGUCAAAGACUUCAGACGCUGGACUUGACCACUCCAUUCGCCCGACUUACCCAACUGCCGCAGGCGCAAUUGCAGUUGAAGAUUAGCAUUACACCGCGUACCGCUUGGAGAAGUGGUGAAACCACACGGGUGCAGCUCACCACACCGCCGGCAGCUCCCAGCCAGCCUCGUCGGCUAAGGGUGUUCGUGGAGCGUUUGGCCACUGCGCUCCAGGAGACAAAUGUGAGUGCCGUCCUCCGUUGGGAUGCCCCAGAGCAGGGCCAGGAGGCUCCAGUGCAGGCAUUGGAGUACCACAUCAGCUGCUGGCUGGGUUCCGAGCUGCAUGAGGAGCUUCGGCUUAACCAGAGUGCCUUAGAAGCUCGUGUGGAGCACCUGCAACCCGACCAGACUUAUCACUUUCAGGUGGAGGCACGAGUGGCAGCUACGGGAGCAGCGGCCGGAGCCGCUAGUCAUGCACUCCACGUGGCACCAGAAGUGCAGGCGGUGCCACGCCUGCUCUACGCCAAUGCAGAGUUUAUUGGGGAACUGGACCUGGACACAAGGAAUCGCAGGAGGCUUGUCCAUACCGCCAGUCCAGUGGAGCACCUGGCUAUCAUCGAAGGCGAACAGAGGCUACUGUGGGUCAAUGAACACGUAGAGCUCCUCACCCACAUCCCCGGAGCAGCUCCAGCUAAGUUGGCUAGGAUGCGAGCCGAGGUCUUGGCUUUGGCUGUGGACUGGGUCCAGCGGAUUGUUUACUGGGCAGAACUGGAUGCCAGUGCUUCUCAGGCGGCGGUCAUCUAUCGCCUGGAUCUUUGUAAUUUUGGGGGCAAGAUUUUGCAAGGUAAUCGAGUGUGGAGCACGCCCAAGGGCCGUCUGCUGAAGGAUCUGGUGGCCCUGCCCCAAGCUAGAUCUCUGAUCUGGUUGGAGUACGAGCAAGGAUCUCCGAGAAAUGGUUCCCUCAGGGGUAGGAAUCUAACCGAUGGCUCAGAACUGGAGUUGGUCACGGUACAGCCACUGAUCCGCCUGCAUGCCGGUAGCUUAGAGCCGGGAUCCGAGACCUUGAACCUAGUAGAUCACCAGGGUAAGCUAUGUGUCUACGAUGUGGCCCGCCAGCUGUGCACGGCCAGCGCUUUGCGGGCCCAAUUAAAUUUGUUAGGCGAGGAGUCCAUCGCCGGACAACUGGCCCAGGACUCGGGGUACCUUUAUGCUCUGAAAAACUCGAGCAUUCGUGCCUACGGUCGCCGACGCCAGCAGCUGGAGUAUAUGGUGGAACUGGAACCGGAGGAAGUGCGUCUGCUUCAGGCCCACAACUAUCAGGCGUAUCCGCCCAAAAGUUGUCUGCUCCUUCCUCCUGCCGGCGUAUCUUUUCUAGAUAUCGCUGAUUGCGAGGAGAGAAGAUGCCGAUUAAGUCUGCCCUUCAUCAAAGCCUUAGAUGAUUGUCAGUUGCCAGUUCCUGGUGUCAGAUACCAAUUGAAUCUCACUCUGGCCAAGGAGCAUGGAUCCCAGGAGCAGCCAGGCGAACCCCUGGGACAGUGGCUGCUCGGUGCUGGGGAAUCCCUGAAUAUAACCGAUCUCCUGCCAUUUACUCGUUAUCGUUUAUCAGGAAUUCUGAGCAGUUACUACCAAAAGAAGUUGGGACUACCCACCCUUGUUUUGCCGCCGCUGGAACUCGUCACUGCCUUUGCCACGCCAUCGGCUCCAAGGAACUUCAGUGUUCGUGUGCUGAGCCCCAGGGAACUGGAGGUCAGCUGGUUGCCACCGGAGCACCUGCGCAGUGAAAGUGUCUACUAUACCCUGCACUGGCAACAGGAACUGGACGGUGAAGAAGGCCAGGAUCGAAACGAAUGGGAACCGCGGGAGCGUCGUCUCGAGGCAGCGGGUGUCCACCGGUUGACCGGAAUCAAGCCUGGAUCCGGCUACCGCCUUUGGGUUCUGGCCCAUGCCACGCCCACCAAGAGCAACAGCAGCGCUAUGGUGCACGUGCGAAGUUUUACCGAGUUGCCGGAGCUACAGCUCCUAGAGCUGGGGCCAUAUUCCCUAAGUCUUACCUGGGCAGGAACGCCUGACCCUCUGGGAUCCCUGCAGCUUGAGUGCCGUUCACCGGGUGAGCAGUUGCGGCGGAAUGUGGCCGGAAACCACACAAAGAUGGUGCUGGAGCCACUACAGCCACGCACCAGAUACCAGUGUCGUCUGCUCCUGGGCUAUGCGGCCAAUCCGGGAGCUCCCUUAUACCAUGGCACGGCGGAGGUCUACGAAACGCUGGGGGAUGCACCCAGUCCGCCGGGAAGACCGCAAUUGGAGCACAUUGCCGAGGAGGUGUUCCGCGUUACCUGGACUCCGGCCCGAGGUAAUGGAGCUCCAAUCGCUCUCUACAAUUUGGAGGCUUUGCAGGCGAGGAGCGACAAUCGCCGAAGGCGCAGAAGAAGACGCCGCGACAGCGGGGGAUCGCUGGAGCAACUGCCAUGGGCCGAGGAACCUUUAGUAGUGGAGGACCAGUGGUUGGAUUUCUGCAACACCACCGAGCUGAGCUGCAUCGUCAAGAGUCUGCACUCGAGCAGGUUGGUCCUUUUCCGGGUACGUGCCCGGAGUCUAGAGCACGGAUGGGGUCCUUUCAGUGAGGAGAGCGAGCGGGUGGCAGAGCCCUAUGUCUCGCCGGAAAAGCGUGGCUCUCUGGUCCUGGCCAUCAUUGCGCCGGCGGCCAUCGUUUCCAGCUGCGUCCUGGCGUUGGUCCUCGUCCGAAAAGUUCAAAAGCGUCGGUUGCGUGCCAAGAAACUGCUCCAGCAGAGUCGUCCCAGCAUUUGGAGCAACUUGUCUACCUUGCAGACCCAACAGCAGCUAAUGGCCGCCAGGAAUCGCGCCUUCUCCACAACGCUAAGUGAUGCUGAUAUCGCCCUGCUGCCCCAGAUAAAUUGGAGCCAACUCAAGCUGCUUCGAUUUCUGGGCAGCGGAGCCUUUGGAGAGGUGUACGAGGGUCAGCUGCAAACAGAGGACUCCGAAGAGCCACAGCGAGUGGCCAUCAAGAGCCUGCGAAAAGGUGCCAGCGAAUUUGCAGAGCUGCUUCAGGAAGCACAGCUGAUGAGCAACUUCAAGCACGAAAACAUUGUUUGCCUGGUGGGGAUCUGCUUUGACACCGAGUCCAUCUCCCUGAUCAUGGAGCACAUGGAGGCCGGCGAUCUACUUAGCUACCUACGAGCCGCUCGGGCGACCAGCACGCAGGAACCACAACCCGUGACAGGACUCUCUCUUUCCGAACUUUUGGCCAUGUGCAUUGACGUGGCCAACGGUUGCAGUUACUUGGAGGAUAUGCACUUCGUGCAUCGCGAUUUAGCGUGCCGAAACUGUUUGGUCACAGAGUCGGCGGGCGGUACGGAUCGGCGGCGUACAGUAAAGAUCGGAGACUUUGGUUUGGCGCGGGACAUCUACAAAAGCGAUUACUAUCGCAAGGAGGGCGAAGGCUUGCUACCGGUGCGCUGGAUGUCUCCGGAAAGUCUUGUGGACGGACUCUUCACCACGCAGUCGGACGUGUGGGCCUUCGGAGUCCUUUGCUGGGAAAUACUUACACUCGGCCAGCAGCCGUACGCGGCGAGGAAUAACUUUGAGGUCUUGGCACACGUUAAGGACGGUGGACGCCUCCAGCAGCCUCCCAUGUGCCCAGAAAAGCUUUAUGCCCUCCUCCUGCUCUGUUGGCGAACGGAUCCCUGGGAACGGCCUAGUUUUCGGCGCUGCUACAACACCCUCCAUGCCAUUAGCACCGAUCUCCGACGCAGCCAGAUGGCAUCUUCUAUGGCAGAUACGACGACGGCCAGCAGCUCCAAGCCGGAGCUGAAGGUGCGAUUCGAUGGACAGUCACAGGAGCAAAAGGAGCAGUCGACGGCGGAGAAUCUUACGCUGCAGGAAGCGCCGCUAAAGGAUAAGCCACUGUAUGCCAACGAGGGUGUCUCCAGGCUUUAAGAAGGACUCCCUCACAAAGGACGUCUCAAAGCAAGUGGUCGGUUUUGUAACCACGAUUUAGUUUUCCGCUUAAUCUAAGACUAACUUUAAUUUGUAUGUCUAUAAAAGAAUAUAAAAUGGUUCAUAAGGAA